Messenger RNA from Ostrinia nubilalis (European corn borer), 1643 nucleotides. Its product is annotated as endoribonuclease CG2145-like. The coding region runs from base 91 to 1140 and encodes 349 amino acids. NCBI's taxonomy places the organism in Eukaryota, Metazoa, Arthropoda, Insecta, Lepidoptera, Crambidae. Gene Ontology annotation, molecular function: RNA endonuclease activity. The transcript is spliced from 6 exons. The record is from RefSeq and is a predicted model, not a curated record.
CCAGAGGUCGUGCAGUAUCGCUGUCGACACGGCCCGGAGAUCACUAGUGCGCCGCAAUCGCGAUACAGUAAACGUCUAGCGUCUCCCAACAUGAGGGUCCUUACAGUUCUUAUGCUGUGCCUCGCAGCUUCCCGGGGUGACGAUAUAGCGCACGCAGCAGGACAAAUUUUCAACAGCAUCCUUCCCAACCUGAUCAGCAACUCUGUGACUGGACAACAGGGAAACACUGCCACCAACACCCUCUCACAGAUCGGCACCGUCGUCGGCGGAGUGGUAGACUAUGCCAAGAAGAAGAGCUACGAGGACCUGCUUCGCCAGAUCCAGGACAGCACCACCGACGAAGACCUGCUCCGCGUCGGGGAAGAGAUGAUCAACGCGGAUAUCAACAACGCUUUCAACUACAUUCAGGUCAAUUUGCAAGGCAAAACCAGUUCCAUGUCGAAGAACGACGAAGCGCAAUCUAACCUCCUCAACGUGCCUGAGAAUGUGUGGAGUGGACCCACAAUCAGACCCUUCGUGGCCUUAUUCGAUAACUACCACAAAAACAUAAUCAGGCCCGAAUUCGUAACUCCUAACGAGGAGACCGAACAAACAACUUAUAUCAACACGAUCCUUGCCACGGGCCCUAUCAGGAGCCUUGUGUCAUUCCUCGUGAACAAAGGUCUGACCCAACUGAACGAGUACAACGAGCAAGUGGACCUGCUAAGGAAGAUCUGGUUCACAAAGUACGCGCGCCACUGGUCCGGCCUCUGCAAGUGCAGCUGCGCCUUCGAAAACGUCUUCAUGGCUGAACUCAAGUCCGACGAGGUGCUUGGUCUCCACAGCUGGCUGUUCUUCGCCAAGCGCGAGCUGGACCACAAGGCCAACUACCUGGGAUACAUCGACAAACUCGACCUUCCUGGAAAAGGCAUGAUCCUCAAGCAGCAUUCAGUCCUGAGCAACACCAAAGACGCGCCCGAGGUGACCAUGUUCGUCGGGACUUCCCCCGAGCUAGAGACCGCGCUAUAUACGCUCUGCUUCAUGGCGCGCCCCGACCGGCCCUGCAAGCUGCGAUUCAACAACAUCCCCUUCACUAUCCAAACCAAAACCAUUAGGGCUGACAACUUACCGGUUAUCGAUACUGCGUACCCCACUUAUUAAAUUGAUUAAGUCUUAAUCGUUACAAUAUUCACCAUCUUUUUUACAUUUUAAUCAGUCAGUUGUGUAUAGUUACUUACAAUAAGUUUGCAGAGUUUAUACAGACUCAAUAAGAAGCUAACGUAUGUGUGAGUAACUAUUAUUGCCAGACUAAUCAAGAUUGCGCUCAGUGUAACUGACGACGUGUUAUCAAAAUUUAAAAGAGCGUAGCUAGUUAAGAACUCUGAUAACAUAGUUAAAUUAGCAAGAAAUGGAUUAAUAAGUUUGGAAGUCAGAAAUUUCAUUAUCGUCUUCCAUCUCAUAAAGUAAGUUAGGUAAACAAAUUAAUGUCAAUAACUUAUCAGGAUCGUUAAUAAUAUCAGACUGCCCAGUAUCCUCCUAUUUACUAACAUAUUUAAUUGCCAUUUAUUAAAAUGAUAUAUUUAUUUACCAUAAAAUUGCUCUCUGCUUUACUUUCUAAGUUGCGAGUACAAAUUAUAAUAUGCAAUAAUAAAUUAUCAAAUUAA